Adineta steineri is the source of this 300-nucleotide messenger RNA. NCBI's taxonomy places the organism in Eukaryota, Metazoa, Rotifera, Eurotatoria, Adinetida, Adinetidae. The record is from the annotation of a GenBank genome assembly.
AUGAUGACCGUUGUAGUUUUUACUGAGGAACAACCAAUAGCUGCGAAUGCAGCAUCAGAAGAAAUAACUGUACAAGAAACCAUCAAUCAAGCACCAACAACUGUACAAGAAACCAUCAAUCAAGCAUCAACAACUGUAGAAGAAGUCAUGAGUCAAGCAGCACCAGUUGUACAACAAACUACAAAUCAAGCACCAAAUAUCCUAUCAAUGAUUGAUAUAAACGAAGUGGAUCAAGAUAAAUAUAAUUAUGAAGAAUUAAAAAAAAUUUUAAAAGCUGCCAUAAGUGAAAAUCGAAAUUAA